AUGUCCACAGCCACCAUCUCUGCCGGAGAUGGUUGGCACACUUUUGCAGACGAUCAGCUGGCACUGCUGGAUCACCUGGGCAUUCAGAAGGCCUUGCUGCUAGGAUCUUGCAUUGGGCCUUCGUUCCAGCUGCGCCUGCUGAAAGAAGCGCCUGAUCGCUUUGUGGGGGCCGUGUUGCUGCAGCCAAUCGGAAUGAGUGUUCACACCACAGAGCGGGAGGGCUGGAAAGGGAUCAACACGGAAGCCACCAGCCAUUGGUUUGGAGACUGGGCAGCUGAGAUGGAGAGGGAAAAGAAGGCCGGACUCACCGAGCUGCGCGGCCUCUACGAGGCCAUGUUUGGGUCUGGCAGAGACUUCGUCUUCAGCGUCUCGAGAGAGGAUGUGCAGAAGAUGCAGACGCCCAUGCUUGUGCUGAUGGGCCUGGACCAGUACCAUCCCGCGGAAACGGCGCGGGAGAUUGCACGCUUGGCUCCAGCAGCGGAGCUGAUCGAAAGGUGGAAAGACAGCCCGGAGCUGAUUGAGGAGGCAUCGCAUCUCACGCAGUGCAACAAGCCUUGGUGGCUCUGA
Messenger RNA from Symbiodinium sp. CCMP2592, 567 nucleotides. NCBI's taxonomy places the organism in Eukaryota, Dinophyceae, Suessiales, Symbiodiniaceae. The record is from the annotation of a GenBank genome assembly.